ACCUAAUGCUUAUUUAUUAUUUAAUCGUGACAUGAGACGUCAUAACGUAAAUCGAGGAUUAAGUUCAGGUGAAAUAAGUAAAUCCAUUAGUCAACGUUGGAAAGAACUACCACCGGAACAAAAGGACCAUUAUUUUAAAGAAGAAUCAAAAUUAAAAGAAAAACAUAAUAAUGCCAACAUUAUUUAUACAAGACCAUCAAAGCCUUCACAUCAUCAUCAUCAUCAGUAUGUACGUGACCCAAGAGGACGAAAGAAGAAUAAUGGCUUAUUACCAAAGCAUCCCAUACCUACUUUAAAAAGGGAGUCCCCAGAGGCUAGACUUGUAGAGAUUAGUCGAGAAAUUGGUGUGCGGUGGCGGUCAUUAACAGAUCAGGAACGACAGCCUUGGAUCGAGUUGGCAAAUCAAGAUAAAGAGCGAUAUGCAAGAGAGAUGAAAACACAUCUUGGUCAAUCUUUAUUUAUGAAUGAUUUAAAUUUAACGACAAAGAAAGGAGGAAUAUAUGAGUUGGAUGAAUUGGAUAGUGAAGUUAUUGCCACUGUUUCACAAAUGGUAAAUCCUUCUUCUCAUCACAUAUAAAAAAUCUUAUUUAUUAAGGAAUAUGUACGCAAUUAUAAUAUUUAUAACAAUAAUAACAAUAAUAAUAAUAAUAAAAAAAAGGGGGGGAGGAGGGAUAGGGAGGAAGGGAAAAUAUCCUUUUUUUUUUUUUUUUUUAUAAUAAAGAAAA
This is a messenger RNA of Cokeromyces recurvatus, 725 nucleotides long. RefSeq lists its product as uncharacterized. The coding region runs from base 32 to 577 and encodes 181 amino acids. The record is from RefSeq and is a predicted model, not a curated record. The transcript is spliced from 4 exons. Lineage: Eukaryota; Fungi; Mucoromycota; Mucoromycetes; Mucorales; Mucoraceae.